GGGAGGGGGUGUGUAUAAAGUGCUGUGAUUUCUUUCGACUUCUCUGGGAAUUUACUCUGCUCUCUUCAGAAUUCUUUGAGGAUUUGUUUGAGUGGGAAAAAAAAGAAAUACACUGCAUAGUGCUGCAUACCAUCAGCGAGAAUAUCCUUCCAAUCUAAUCCAAUCAAAUCCAAUCAAAUCAAAACUACAAAAUAGAACAGAACAGACCACCUUUCUGCAAACUGAAAUGAAGCCAACAUCGCCUUCUGUCCUUCUCGUCGCGGGUCUCGCGGGCAUCGCAACAGCGGGACCGAUCGCGUACGGUAUUUGUCAGAGUGGGUGUGCCGCGGUGGUCAUGGCAUGUUAUUCGGCGGGGGGUGCGACGUGGGGUGCGACGCUGGGGGCUACGGCGCCGGCCACGAUCGUGGCGUGCAACACGGCGUUUGGGACUUGUAGCGCGACGUGUGCGGGGUUUUUGGUGGCGCCGAUUCCUUGAGGGGGUGAGUGAUGGGGAGGAGGAGGGGAGAUGAGAGGGGGGUGAAGGGAGGGGGAGAGCGGGGAGGAAAUGGAUAAAUCAGAUUGUUUUCCAUGUGGAUGUGCGUGUGGAUGUGGCAUUGCGAUAUCUCGGUACUUGGGGGGUGAAAUUUCUUAAAGUAUGUCAGGAAGGAUGGAAGGUAGGAAGGUUGAUUGUGUAUGUGAUUGGGAUUUGAGAUUGAGGGUCAAGAUUGUUUUCAAAGAAUAUGGGCUGGGAAUGUAACGGUGAUGGUGAUGGUGAUGGAUAUGAAGAGUGGUGUUGGAGUUUAAUGGCUUUUCUAUUAUUCAAUUGAUGAUUGAUGAUUCUUGACUCUUGAUUGCUACUCUUGGGAUGGAUGAUGAUUAUGAUGAUAUUGUGUGCUUGUUUACCGAGUAAUUUGCGCAUGAGGUUUGUUCGCUUGAAUAUUAGGGGGCUUGA
Botrytis cinerea B05.10 is the source of this 931-nucleotide messenger RNA. RefSeq lists its product as hypothetical. Lineage: Eukaryota; Fungi; Ascomycota; Leotiomycetes; Helotiales; Sclerotiniaceae. The coding region runs from base 227 to 475 and encodes 82 amino acids. The transcript has 2 exons. The record is from RefSeq and is a predicted model, not a curated record.